Lycium ferocissimum is the source of this 1456-nucleotide messenger RNA. Its product is annotated as agamous-like MADS-box protein AGL80. The record is from RefSeq and is a predicted model, not a curated record. Gene Ontology annotation, molecular function: DNA-binding transcription factor activity, RNA polymerase II-specific; protein dimerization activity; RNA polymerase II cis-regulatory region sequence-specific DNA binding. Lineage: Eukaryota; Viridiplantae; Streptophyta; Magnoliopsida; Solanales; Solanaceae. Gene Ontology annotation, biological process: positive regulation of transcription by RNA polymerase II. The coding region runs from base 1 to 741 and encodes 246 amino acids. The transcript has a single exon.
AUGACAAGAAAGAAAGUGAAGUUAGCCUUCAUAACUAAUGACUCAGCAAGAAAAGCAACAUUCAAGAAAAGGAAGAAGGGUCUGAUGAAGAAGGUGAGUGAAUUGAGCACCCUUUGUGGUAUUGAUGCUUGUGCUAUUAUUUAUAGCCCUUAUGAGAACCAACCAGAAGUGUGGCCAAACACCAUGGGAGCUCAGCGCGUGCUCGCUGAGUUCAAGAGGAUGCCUGAGAUGGAACAAAGCAAGAAGAUGGUCAAUCAAGAGAGUUUCAUAAGGCAAAGGAUCGCGAAAGCAAGCGAGCAGCUGAAGAAACAAAGCAAGGAGAACAGAGAAAAGGAAAUGACUGAAGUAAUGUACCAAAGCUUGACUGGGAAGGGGCUGCAGAAUUUGAAUUUGGGUGAUUUAAAUGAUCUUGGUUGGGUUAUUGAUCAGAAUUUAAAGGAGAUAUAUAAGAGGAUCGAGGCGGUUAAAAAAGGGGCUUCCACUUCUUCUGUUGCAGCAUCGCAUGCUGCUGCAGUAUCACAGGCGGCUGCUGCUCCACCAGUGGUGGAGCAGAAGCAGCCUGUAGUGGAAUUGGGAUUGGAUCAGGGGAUGCAGAGGACACAAGCAGAGUGGUUUACUGAUUGGAUGAAUAGUAACACAAGUGAUCAGCAGCUUGGUUUUGGACAUGGAGAUGAGAUGAUGAUGCCCAAUUUUAAUGAUAACCACAAUGCUAGUAUGUGGUCUAAUGGUUUCUAUCCUUAAGAUUUAUUUUUUAUGUUAUGUGAUCCCCUUCUGCAUGGAGCUUUUCUGGAUUUUUGCUUAUGCCCUUUUCAUCUUUUGUUAUUUUCAAAUAUUUUUAUGGUUAUUACAUAGACUGUCUGGACCUUUGUUGUAAAAGUUCUCUAAUUAUUGAUAUUCCUGGUUAAAAUUUAAAUAGUGGUCCAAAUAAUGGCUAUCCAUGCACUUUGCUCAGUUCUUCGUGGUCAUAUUUCUUUAUUACUUGAGGAGUUCAGUUGUCGAAAGCUCGAAUUAGUAUGUACAGAUUUAUAGAACACAAAGUAAGAGAUCAAGAUCUAUGAGAGCUUAUAAAGUGCGAUAUCAUGAUUCUAAAGAAUAAUCUCACCAUGAAUUCAUUGCAUUAUUAUGAGAUCUUGGACAUAAUGAUGAAUAACUAAUAAUGAGCCUGAUUUGCCCAUUAAUUCAAAGGAUCAUACCUAAUUUAAGCAUAAGGCUGUCUUUUUUCAACUGACCAUGUCUGACAUAUCUUAAUAAACUCUUAAUGCCACUUUUAAGUUUGCUUUACAGAAUAAUCUUAUCAUACUAUCAAAGUUUAAACCUUAUCUGUGGCAAACAUUUUUGAUGAUUUAAUUUGUAUUAAUAUAUCUUAUCCACGACAUUAUAGCAAUCAAAUAUGCAUAAACGUGAGUUUCUCCUAAGAAUUUUCUUUAAUUGACGAAAAUGAGUAUGUGUUUAAUUA